Molecule: messenger RNA, 7849 nt
Organism: Cololabis saira (Pacific saury)
Lineage: Eukaryota; Metazoa; Chordata; Actinopteri; Beloniformes; Belonidae
Gene: ephb2b
Product: eph receptor B2b
Exons: 16
Coding region: 100-3069 (989 amino acids)
Biological process (GO): axon guidance; cell surface receptor protein tyrosine kinase signaling pathway; central nervous system projection neuron axonogenesis
Cellular component (GO): neuron projection; plasma membrane
Molecular function (GO): transmembrane-ephrin receptor activity; protein binding; ATP binding
Source: RefSeq, a predicted model, not a curated record
UGGAGGAGACGGACCGCCAGUCCCACCUCUCUGCUCCAUCUGUCAAUGGCUUUCGGGACCUACUUCAUUUGAAUGUCUGGACUUUUUAAGUGACCAAUAAUGGAUAUUCUAUGGAUAUUAUGGACCAUACCGGCCGUAAUAGCUAUUGAAGAGACACUCAUGGACUCCACCACGGCCACGGCGGAGCUCGGCUGGACGGUCUUCCCAGUGUCGGGGUCGAGCGACAACAGCUGGGAGGAGGUGAGCGGGUACGAUGAAAACAUGAACACCAUCAGGACGUACCAAGUCUGUAAUGUUUUCGACAACAAUCAAAACAACUGGGUACGGACAAAAUACAUCCGGCGUCGUGGUGCGCAGCGGAUCCAUGUGGAGAUGAAAUUCUCAGUGAGGGACUGCAGUAGCAUCCCCAAGGUCCCGGGCUCAUGUAAGGAGACUUUUAACCUGUAUUACUAUGAAUCCGAUGCCGACACAGCCACCAGAACCUCCCCGGCCUGGAUGGAGAACCCUUGGAUCAAGGUGGACACCAUUGCAGCAGAUGAGAGCUUCUCCCAGGUGGACCUUGGGGGCAGAGUGAUGAAGAUCAACACUGAAGUGCGAAGCUUCGGCCCCGUGUCGCGAAACGGCUUCUACUUGGCCUUUCAAGACUACGGCGGCUGCAUGUCGCUCAUCGCUGUUCGGGUUUUCUACCGCAAGUGUCCUCGAAUCAUCACUAACGGGGCGUUGUUCCAGGAGACUCUGUCGGGAGCAGAAAGCACCUCCCUGGUGGCCGCAAGGGGUAUUUGUAUUCCCAAUGCCGAGGAGGUAGAUGUGCCCAUCAAGCUUUACUGCAAUGGGGAUGGAGAAUGGAUGGUACCCAUCGGGCGCUGUAUGUGCAAAGCCGGCUACGAGGCUGCGGAAAACGGGACUGUUUGUCGAGCCUGUCCGUCAGGAUUCUUCAAGCCCACUCAAGGAGACGAGCAUUGCAUGCAGUGCCCCAUUAAUAGCCGCACCACCAGUGAAGGAGCCAUUAACUGCAUUUGCCGCAACGGCUACUAUCGCACCGACUCUGAUCCUCUCCAGAUGCCGUGCACAACCGUCCCGUCAGCUCCGCAGAAUGUGAUCUCCAGCGUGAACGAGACCUCUGUGAUGCUGGAGUGGAUUCGUCCCCGGGACUCCGGCGGCCGCGAGGACGUCGUCUUCAACAUCAUCUGCAAGAGCUGCGGUGGAGGCCGGGGAGGCUGCACCCGCUGUGGAGACAACGUCCAGUUCCUGCCCCGCCAACUGGGCCUGACGGACACCCGGGUCUACAUCAGCGACCUGCUGGCCCACACACAGUACACGUUCGAGGUGCAGGCUGUCAACGGGGUGUCAGAUCAGAGCCCCUACUCUCCCCAGUACGCUUCAGUCAACAUUACCACUAACCAGGCCGCUCCUUCCACUGUCUCUAUAAUGCACCAGGUCAGCCGUACUGUGGACAGCAUCACCCUCUCCUGGUCCCAGCCAGACCAGCCCAACGGAGUCAUCCUGGACUAUGAGUUACAGUUUUAUGAAAAGGACCAAUCAGAAUACAACUCCACCACCGUCAGAAGCCAGACCAACACAGCGGUCAUCCGUGGACUCAAGUCAGGAAACAUCUAUGUGUUCCAGGUCCGGGCCCGCACCGUGGCUGGCUUCGGACGCUACAGUGGCAAACUGUACUUCCAGACCAUGACGGAGGAGGAGUACAACACAAGCAUUCAGGAGAAAUUGCCUCUCAUCAUCGGUUCGGCGGCUGCAGGGUUGGUUUUCCUCAUUGCUGUGGUCGUCAUCAUCAUUGUCUGUAACCGGAGGCGUGGCUUCGAGAGGGGUGAUUCAGAAUACACAGACAAACUGCAGCACUACACCAGCGGCCACAUGACUCCAGGAAUGAAGAUUUACAUCGAUCCGUUCACAUAUGAGGACCCCAACGAGGCUGUGAGGGAGUUUGCAAAGGAGAUUGAUAUAUCCUGCGUGAAGAUUGAACAAGUCAUCGGUGCAGGAGAAUUCGGAGAAGUGUGCAGCGGUAACCUAAAGCUCCCAGGUAAAAGGGAGAUGUUCGUAGCCAUAAAGACCCUGAAGUCUGGCUACACUGAGAAGCAAAGACGGGAUUUCCUGAGCGAGGCCAGCAUCAUGGGCCAGUUCGACCAUCCUAACGUCAUUCGCCUGGAAGGCGUGGUCACCAAGAGCAGUCCUGUGAUGAUCGUCACUGAGUUCAUGGAGAACGGCUCUCUGGACACCUUUCUCAGGCAAAAUGACGGGCAGUUCACGGUGAUCCAGCUCGUCGGUAUGCUACGUGGCAUCGCCUCGGGCAUGAAGUACCUUGCCGACAUGAAUUAUGUGCAUCGUGACCUUGCCGCCCGAAAUAUCCUGGUCAACAGCAACCUUGUGUGCAAAGUGUCAGACUUUGGCCUCUCACGCUUCCUGGAGGAUGACACAUCGGAUCCUACCUACACCAGUGCUUUGGGAGGGAAGAUCCCUAUCCGCUGGACUGCACCUGAGGCUAUCCAGUACAGGAAGUUCACUUCGGCCAGUGAUGUGUGGAGCUACGGAAUAGUCAUGUGGGAAGUGAUGUCCUAUGGAGAGAGGCCUUACUGGGACAUGACCAAUCAAGAUGUGAUCAAUGCCAUAGAGCAGGACUACCGGCUGCCCCCGCCCAUGGACUGUCCCAGCGCGCUGCACCAGCUCAUGCUGGACUGCUGGCAGAAGGAUCGCAACAACCGACCCAAGUUCAGCCAGAUUGUUAACAACCUCGACAAGAUGAUCCGCAACCCCAACACGCUGAAGGCCAUGACCCCUUUAUCUUCAGGUGUUCAUCUCCCGCUCCUGGACCGCAGCAUCCCAGACUUCUCCACAUUCAGCACUGUGGACGACUGGCUGGACGCCAUCAAGAUGGGCCAGUACAAAGAAAACUUUGCCAAUUCGGACUUUUCUACAUUUGAUGUGGUCUCUCAGAUGACUAUGGAUGACAUCCUGAGGGUUGGUGUGACGUUAGCAGGCCAUCAAAAGAAGAUCCUCAACAGCAUCCAGAUGAUGCGGGCACAGAUGAACCAGAUCCAGUCGGUGGAGGUUUGACCCUCCCCGACUGGAGCCGAGGGGAAAACCAGGCAGAUCGGAUGCAGGGCUCUGGGCACAGAGGACAGAGUGGAUGUUUCUUCCAUUUUCCUUUUUUCCCCAUAUUUUUUUUCUUUUUUUUGCGUGCCUGAUCUUCGCACCGGGCUGCCAUCCGCCCCCCCACUCCCCUGUCGAGUUUCCUCUCUCGUCCUCUUCUCCCCACACCCUGACUCUUUCUCCAUGCCUGCGAUCAGCUGUGGAGGGCUGUGACGGCAGAAGUCAUGAAGAACCCAGGCAGCACGCAGCCAGAUCCACCUUUAGAGCCGGAAAUAUGGGAGGUUAGAAGCGACCAGCAGCUCCUCUUUUUUUUUUUGUGUUCUUUUUUUUUCUCUCUUCCAAUCUUCCAUCAGUUUUCAUUUGAUGUUGAACAUUUAUCUUUAUUUUUUCUUUUUUUUUUGGGUUUGUUUGUUCUGCUAAUUUUGUAAAGAAUUUUUUAAAGAAAAAACUGAGAAGGAAAGGAGUUUAUCUAAAUGUAGAGAUGAUAUAAGGUUGUACACUAGAUAAACCAAGUAGGAAAGCUACCCUUUAAAAGGGCAAAAAAAAGGAAGAGGAAGAAGAAAAGACGAAGAAGUGAAAAGAAGGAAAAGUUGGGGACACCUUCCUCAACAAAGUGGGGAUAUUGUUUUUUGUUUUUGUUCUGGACACCGUGUGGAAACAAAGAUGCUCUCUGUGGACUGAUGAGACUGGGGGCGGGACCUGACGUGCACAUCCAGCUGGUUCCACAGGUGAAAAGAAAAAGAAAAAGAAAAAGAAAAAAAAAUCAAAAUGGACAACUUGUUACAUAGACUGAUGUCAAAACCACAUCAAAUGAGAGUGACAGUUCACGCAGUGUAGUCCAGAAAAAAAGAGAAAAAAAAAAACAGUAUUUUUUUUCCUCACUGCAAGAAAUUUUCUAUAUUAUUGACAUUUUGUGAUGAAGAUUUCCUUUCACCAUGCUUCCUCUCACUAAAGACUAGUCUCUUUUUUUAUUUCUUUCACCAUGAAAUAUUUACAACCUGCCAAAUAUAACUCUAUCCUUACACACUAGUCAUGAUCCUGUACUGUACAUAUCAGAUGCACUUGACCUGCCACACCUUGAUAACUCCGAGUUGUUAAAGAUCAUCGUUUCAGGAGCAGAACAACUGACCACAGGGGAGGAUUUAUGUUGUUUUCACUAUGAGCGGCUUCUCUUAGCUCAUCAAAAAAAAACAAAAAAAAAACAGCCUGACUUCCAACAGAUUCCUGCUAAAACAAACAGGUUCUGCUCUUCACAUCAACAGAAAGUCCUGGGGUCCGUUUCACGAAGCGGGUUCCGGUUAUGUUGAACCUCAACUCAGUGAAACUCAGAGUUUUCUGUUUCACAAAGCGGGGUAGCUUAACCUCCAGCACGAGGGUUCAGUUGAGCUGGUUUCACAAUGCGGGGAAAAAAAAAAAAAGAAGUCUGUUACGCGCUAACAGACAGCUGUUACCGUGGUAACAGACUCCCCUUCACCUAGCUGAAAUUAAUCAGACAACUGAUCACAUGACAUUUUAGAGACGUCUGAACAAUGACGUAUCGCAUUAGUGUCAGAAAAGUAUAUUAAUGAUCCAAGUAGAUUUUAAUGCGGUCACAAAUAUCAUGUAUAUUCAUACUUCACACAAAAUACCUUUGGUUAUUAGUUCAUAAGCUGAAAUUUACUCAUCAGGCUUAUCAAUAACGACAUGGCAAUACCGAACGUACCAAAUGUAGAAAAGUGAUACUCAUGACCCCCCCUCCAACUCAUGUUCCAGUUUUAUUCUUUUUCCAGUUGUCACAAAGUCAUCAAGUAGCCUAAUUAACAUGAUUUAAAAGUUGAUAACAUUAAUUCCUCAAAAUAAUUAGUUUCCUUCGCAGACUUGUGAGUAAAGACAUUUCCAUUCAUCAGUGUGACUGGAUGCACUCAUAUUUUCUACACAACUUCAAUGAUCUUUUUUCCCAUUGUUCCAUUCAUCCAAACUGUUUUUUAAUUACGUUUGAGUUACGUGUAUGAAAUAUGUUUUACCCAACUCCAUGUUCAACCGUUUCAAGUUGAAUACUGAGAAAAAUAUACCACUUUCAUCACUCAUAAGAAACAAUCGUUAAAUAUUUUCAUUCACAUUUGGUCCCAAUUCUUCAACUUCAAACUCUCUCUCCGUCGCUGCAGCCGCCGCGUUGCCCUUUCGUCUCAACAUGUGCUCGUAUUCACGAUUUGAUUGCACUAAUAUGUUCCGUUGUAGCGAACUAAAACAGGAGGAUCACUUUUGCUUACUACGCGUUGCCGUGGUGAUUCAACUUUUGUAGCCGCGGUAACUCGGAGUCGGCGUAUCCAGAGUUGAGCAGCCCAGAACCCAGAACUCGGAGUUUGUUGAACCCCCCUUUGUGAAACAGGCCCCCGUUCUUCCCUCGUCCCCCUCAUAGUCUUGUUCUCCACUGCCGUCUGUGUGGACGUGCACAUGUUGCGCACACAGAGCACAUGCACAAAGAAGCAGUUGCUCCCAAAGUGUCGGUACGUGUGUUUGAUAGCAUGCUGAGUGAGUGCUUCAUUUCACAGUGCUUCGGUUUUCUGCGAAGACUCAAACUCUCGCUCGGUCAUAGCUCGGACUUGCUUCAUUCGCGUUAUAUUCGCUAUUCUUCCAGUUUUCCUUUUUGAAAGACGUCUUUAUCUUUAAAGUGUGAAACUUUUGAUACCACACACAUUAACACACAAACACACACGUUCAUGAAUAGAAUUUACAAACAUUUGUUGAGUAAAAAUCAAAAAAAUGCGUGUUAUAUUAUUGAAAUUUCUGUAUGGAUAUUGAAUUGUUAUUAUUCCCGAUUUUUUCUGCACUGAGUCUCCUGUCUGACUCCAGCAAGCACUCUGGAUCUUCCACCAACACUUUGGAUUUAUUUUUUGAAUGACAAAAUCAUUUUAGUGCAAAAAAAAAUCACAUAGCUAAACAAAACCUUGUGACUGGUCUCGGAUUCAUUCUGUAGACAGUAUGUUUGCAUUUAUUGUAUGGUUUCUUGUGAGCAACAGUCUCAUGAGUACAGAUCUGUUAAUCGCCGUGUUGUUACUGUCAACGACACGCUGGAAGGAUUAUGGGAGAAAUAUGGAGUUCAUGGCAAUGCGGGGAUUCACCCAAAAGGUGGUGAAUCAAGCAGGGGCUGGUGGUAACAGCCAAUAAGUGAUCCCAGCGAUGCAGCGCGCCCGCUGGGCUCCCCUCCACGACCUGACAGCCAGACAUGGACGUCCAGCUGUGAGCCAUCGGUCAGAUGCGUCUGGUCACAGCGGGACGGCCACACCCCGAUCACAGCCGCUCUGGUCCAGGCCCACGACUCCGUCUCUGUCCUCCCGAUCACACACACACACGCCUGUCCGCCACCUGUCUGCAGCUUCCUCUGAUCCCCGCGUAGUCAGGCUCGCUCCAGUUGUCCGGUUAUGUCUCGGCACGUUUAAAACAUCAACACCAGCAGACGUCUCGACACUGGACAGCGAGGCAGUUGUUUCCCCGUCUCGUUCCUGAUGUUGCACACAACCCAGAUUCCUCCAGACCGGACAACGCUGCCAUGUUCGGCUGCAGCAGGUCGUCAGACGCCGACCUGAGAAACCCCAAUUACUGCAGCACCGCCAUCCUCCCCUCCAAUCCUCCACAGUCGUCCAUAGAAUUUAAUGCCGAGAGUGAAGCCAUUGAUUUUUUCAUUCUUUUCCUGCUCCAUAAGCCCCAGCUCGGUGACUUUCAUCUGCAGUAUGACACAUCAGAGCAAAUAUUUCCCUGGAAGCUUUUCAUAACAUGCUAUAUGAAGCUGGAAGAGGAGACUCAUAAGCUGUUAAGUCAUAACCGGGAAGCAAGUGAGAGGCGAUGCCGUGACCCAAAUGCCACCAAGCCGAAGCUUUUUUGAUUUCCCUGACCUUUGGCUUAUCUUCUCUCACUAUUUCUCACUUCAUAACAGCUCAUCGGUUUUAUUCUGCGAGGCAACGCGCCUUUUCAUGGUACAGCAAAUAGGCUGUCAUCAGGAAAAGCUCUUAAUGCACAAGAAAUUAAUCAUCUUUUUUCCUUUUUUUCCUGCCCCGGCCCCACUCUUAGCUCAUUCAGAUGCUUGUCCAUGGAUGCUGCGAAGACUGAAUUAUUAGUCGGGCAAUUAUCCCUGACAUUUGCUCAGAGGAACUACCUUAAUUGGGGUAGGCACACACUCGCCAGAACCGAGUGCUGCAAAAAUGAAGCUCGUUUUGCAUACCGUCUAUUUUACUAGUUUUUAUUUUAGUUAGGAAGGAGUUUGAUUGCGGCGAGCUUGGAAAAUAUUUGGAUUCUCGCUGCACAAAACAGAGGUAUUUUCAAGUGGUCCGGGCUGAGAAACGUUCAGUGGGCUCUCAUGUUUAACUAAAACUAUUGAACUUGAAGAAAAAGUAUCGAAAACGAGCCGCUGAUUAUUCUGUCAAACGUUUUAUAGUUAACAUAUUUCUGAAGGAAUUUUCACUCACUGUAAUUAUUCUUUUGCUCCCUUUGAAAUUUGAUUGAAUAUUUCAUUGAAAUGACAUUGUCCAUUGCUGGAUUGGAAAUCACAGUUCAGAAUUGCAGUUGGACAUAUAUAUUUGAUCACUGGGAAAGUUUGUAAAUAUUUAUAAAAAAAAAAAAAAUGUAUUUACGCACUUUGUUUAAUUUUCUUGCUUCUAUCCCCUUCUAAGCAGUCGAUUGCUGCUGCUGACUUUCCUCAGACACUAUGUAUUAUUUAACUUACAAGGUGUAGUUAAAGAGUAUAAUUUUACGACGGCUUCCCAUGUUU